Clupea harengus (Atlantic herring) is the source of this 2138-nucleotide messenger RNA. It is a transcript of the gene cpox, whose product is annotated as coproporphyrinogen oxidase. NCBI's taxonomy places the organism in Eukaryota, Metazoa, Chordata, Actinopteri, Clupeiformes, Clupeidae. Gene Ontology annotation, molecular function: coproporphyrinogen oxidase activity. The record is from RefSeq and is a predicted model, not a curated record. Gene Ontology annotation, cellular component: cytoplasm.
AGGGUGUAAGGUCGCAGAUGCCAUCCAACGGGAAGUACAGGCGCAAGACAAGGCUACGUGCCGUGUCUCGUCUUUCAGUUACAGUCCUUUUUGGGCGUUACUUUUAUAGGUUGUACUAUACAAAUUGAGAUUAAUUUGCAUGCUGACUAACUAGCCUGAAAAUGUCGUCCAUUACUUUAACCAGACUAACAACAGCUACGAAAUCUACAUCAAGGCUCUGCUUCUCUCCCCUUUGCAAAGGCACCAUUAACAGCCAAGGAGUUGAUCUACAUUCGUCUUUACGCCGACCACAUUCCAGUUUUCGCAAACUAUCUUCGUUACCUUUCACAAAAUGGUUUCCCAGAUGUGUGUCAACCAGGUUAAUGUCUUACGGACUAAAUGUCACACCUGGUCGAUAUCGAAAAGGAGUCUUCCUUGUGACUGGUGCCGCGGCAGUGGCUGGGAUAGUGGUAGGUGUAUGCCACUUCCAGAGGGCAGAGAUGGCAUCAAGGAUUGUGAAGACAGAAAAAGAUGAAGGAGAUAUUCUAGAAAGGUGUAAAUCUUUCAUGUCUCCCCCUGUCACGGACGUGGAAGUUUUACAGCAGAGAAAAGACGAGAUGAGCACCAGAAUGGAAAUGCUCAUCAUGGAAACACAGGCAGCGUUCUGCAAGGCCCUUGAGCAGGUGGACGGCGGUACUUUCAAAGUGGAUAGCUGGCAACGUAAAGAAGGUGGAGGGGGCAUCAGUUGCGUCUUGCAGGACAGCAAAGUGUUUGAGAAGGCCGGUGUGAAUGUGUCUGUGGUUUUUGGGAGCCUCUCUGAGGAAGCUGCCAAGCAGAUGCGCAGCCGCGGGAAAGUGCUGAAGGCAAAAGAUGGGAAGCUGCCGUUUUGUGCCAUGGGCGUGAGCUCGGUCAUUCACCCAAAGAACCCCUUCAUUCCUACUGUGCACUUCAACUACAGAUACUUUGAGAUUGAGGAGGCGGAUGGCUCCAAACAGUGGUGGUUUGGGGGAGGCACUGAUUUGACCCCUAUGUACCUUAACCAGGAAGAUGCCAUUCACUUCCACAGCACUCUGAAGGAGGCCUGCGACAAACACCAUCCGCAGUAUUACCCAGACUUCAAAAAGUGGUGUGAUCGCUACUUUUUUAUUAACCAUCGAGAUGAGCGACGAGGUAUCGGUGGCAUCUUCUUUGAUGACCUGGACUCUCCGAGCCAGGAGGAUGUGUUUGCCUUCGUGAAGAGUUGCGCUCGGUCUGUGGUGCCGUGCUACGUGCCCAUCGUACGCAAACACGUCAACGAUCCCUUCAGUCCAGAGGAGAAAGCUUGGCAACAACUCAGGCGGGGCAGGUAUGUGGAGUUCAACCUGGUCUACGAUAGAGGAACAAAGUUUGGACUCGCCACACCAGGCUCCAGGAUUGAGAGUAUACUCAUGUCUUUACCUCUCACAGCCAGGUGGGAGUACAUGAAUAAGCCUGCCAAAGGCUCCAAGGAGGCCGAGCUGCUGGAGAUUCUUCGCAAGCCCAAGGAGUGGGUCUGAAACCCAGACACCCUGAAACCCAGAGGGCUUUCUCACAGAGAGAGAAACUUGCACUUCCUUCUUGAAUUUUUUUUCUCUCCUCUCCUUGCAUGACUCCCAGUCAUGUCCAUAAAAAAGGAGAGUGCUUCGCUGGAACAAGUUAUGCUGAUUUCACUGUUUGACUCUCUGUUGACUCACAAACAUGUUGCUGCCCGAAGUUGAACUCAAAGCCCUGCCUCUAAUGGCCGUUUCCUUUCCAAAGCUGUCCAUACACCCUGCUUUGCUAACCUCUGCCCAUGGUCUAGUGUGAUUGGUUGUGCGUUUACACACAUGCCUGCUGCUUCAAAUAGAAAUGCUGAGGCUUCCUGUUAAUGAUUGUGCUGUGCUGUGCUGUUUGGUGGGGUAAUGCUCUAUAUGUGAAGGAAUUUGUGGUUUUGUAAUUCAAAGAAUUUGAGUUUUGGUUCAGUGGUUGCUUCUGAAGGAAAUCAUACGAUUGAGACACAGGACUGGAUCCCUUUCUUUGGGUUUGUGCUAAAUUGUAACUUGUCUGCUCAGCAAAAAUGCCUUUUUUCAAAGUUAACAUUUUUUAUACAAUACGCUGGAAAAAAAUACUUUGAAUAGAAUAAACUUGAAUAUUUUAUUUUG